Molecule: messenger RNA, 2254 nt
Organism: Saccoglossus kowalevskii
Lineage: Eukaryota; Metazoa; Hemichordata; Enteropneusta; Harrimaniidae
Product: mitochondrial import receptor subunit TOM70-like
Biological process (GO): protein import into mitochondrial matrix; protein insertion into mitochondrial inner membrane
Cellular component (GO): mitochondrial outer membrane
Molecular function (GO): protein binding; transmembrane protein transporter activity
Source: RefSeq, a predicted model, not a curated record
CAGUAAGUACGUCAUUUUUACAAUUAAAGCAUCAACAAUGAAGCCUUACUAGUAAUAUAUCUAGUAAACUUAAUAAUUUCGGAUUUUUGGUAACAAUUUUAAAUUCUGGAGUAAGUAUACGUAAAUAACAAACCUAAGCUAAGGAGCCUUUAUUCGACUGCUGGGAUUCGACUUCCUCCUUUCCAAUUUCAACAUGGCGGCCAGCAGCGGUACGAACAACGUGGGCGAAGACGGAUCAUGGCCAAAGUGGGCAAUCGCUUUGGCUAUCGGAGCCCCGGUUGCUGUUGGAUUGGCCGGAGCAUAUUACUAUACAAAGAAGAAGACGGGUGUGUCGGAGAGAAAAGACCCAGAAGGCAGAACGGACGAGAACGUGGUGACCGAAUCAAAACCACCGGAGUUGAGUCCUGCCGAGAAAGCCCAGUCUGAAAAAAACAAAGGCAAUAAGUACUUCAAAGGUGGUAAAUAUGAUCAAGCCAUUAAAUGCUAUUCCACAGCCAUAGAUAUCUGUCCAGAGGAAAAUACUAAAGACUUGUCAACAUUCUACCAGAAUAGAGCUGCAGCAUAUGAACAGUUGAAAAAUUACAAAGAAGUGAUAGAAGAUUGUACUUGUGCAUUAAAACUGAAUAAACAAUACACCAAGGCAUUAUUCAGACGAGCCAAAGCGUAUGAAAAAAUGGGUGAGAAGAUGAAGUGUUUAGAAGAUGUAACAGCUACCUGUAUUUUAGAAGGAUUCCAAAACCAGAACAGUAUGCUACUUGCCGACAAAGUACUCAAAGAUAUGGGAAAAGAAAAAGCAAAGAAGAAAUAUUCUACCCGCACACCUUCGAUGCCUUCCAAGCAAUUUAUCAAGUCAUACUUUUCCUCAUUUGCGCAAGAUAUCACAACACAACCAUUAGAAAGUUUACCUGUUGAGAAAACAAAGAGCAUUGAUAAAGUAGACAUUGAAAAAGACGCACAAGACGUGGAAUUGGUAGAGGAUGUAAAGAAUGAGACUGAUGGAGAAGAUGAAAAAGUAGAGGGUGACAACGAUGAUGAAGAUAAGGACAAAGAUGAAAGUGUGGAAACUCCAAAAUCCAGUGGAUACAGAAAAGCCAGAGAAUACUUUGAUAAUGAAGAUUAUGACAAAAUAAUUGAUGAAUGUACAAAAGAGAUUGAUAGUGAGGGACCAUGUAUGGCUCAUGCUGUGUUGAUGAGAGCCACUUUCUAUAUGCUAAAAGGACAGGCCAAUCUUGGUAAACCUGGCUUAGAUGAUGUUAUUGAUAUGGAAAGUGCUGAUAAAAUGUUAAGAGUAAAUGCAUUAAUCAAAAGAGGGAGUAUGUAUAUGCAACAAGGUAACUCAACAGAAGCGCUCAAUGACUUCGCGCAGGCUGUACGUAUCGAUCCAGAAAAUGCAGACAUCUACCAUCAUAGAGGACAGCUAAAUGUUCUUUUGGACCGAGUUGAUGAAGCACUCAAAGACUUUGAGAAAUGUGUGUCUCUAAACCCAGGCUUUGCCUUGGCCCAAGCACAACACUGUUAUGCAAUGUAUCGUGCCGCCUUUGCACAACGAAGUCCCAUGCAGUUACAGGCAGCAAUGAAUGCUUUUGAAAAAGUUAUAAAAGAUUUUCCAAAUUGUGCAGAAGGAUAUGCACUUUUUGCUCAGGCUUUGAAUGACCAGCAACAAUAUUCUCAAGCCGAUGAGAUGUUCCUAAAAGCAAUGAAGUUAGAACCUGAGAAUCCUACUACAUAUGUGCAUAGGGGAUUACUAAUGCUGCAAUGGAAGCAAGACGUAGAUACGGCUGUGAAACUGAUGAAGAAAUCACUAGAAAUAGACGACAAAUGUGAUUUUGCAUAUGAAACAUUAGGAACCAUUGAAGUUCAAAGGGGGAAUUUGGAACACGCAAUUCAGUUAUUUGAGAAAGCCAUCGAUUUAGCGAGAACUGAGAUGGAGAUGGCACAUUUGUACUCCCUAUUGGAUGCAGCAAUAGCACAGACUCGCGUUGCCACCAUGUACAAUAUCAGACCACCCAUGCAAUAAUGUCAUCUCUUGUACCCCAUAUCGCACACAGUGUGUGUGCUUUAACAGAACUCAAACUAAAUAACAAUUUAUGUAUAUUUAGUAAAACGAAAUAACAAAGAAGCAGUAGAUGCUUCGUUCAUUUAAUGUCUUCUCUGAAAAAUUUAUGGUUUUUGUGAAAUCUGAUUUAAAGCGUCAGAGAACCAUGCACUAAAUUGCAUUAUGUGGAAUCUACAUGUAUAUCCUUUCCAAGACCAA